Musca vetustissima is the source of this 3211-nucleotide messenger RNA. It is a transcript of the gene PolD1, whose product is annotated as DNA polymerase delta catalytic subunit. The coding region runs from base 23 to 3211 and encodes 1062 amino acids. Gene Ontology annotation, cellular component: delta DNA polymerase complex. The transcript is spliced from 2 exons. Gene Ontology annotation, biological process: DNA replication proofreading; base-excision repair, gap-filling; DNA-templated DNA replication. Lineage: Eukaryota; Metazoa; Arthropoda; Insecta; Diptera; Muscidae. The record is from RefSeq and is a predicted model, not a curated record. Gene Ontology annotation, molecular function: nucleotide binding; DNA binding; DNA-directed DNA polymerase activity.
CUUUGAUGAUGACGAUGAUGAUAUGGGCGGUGGAGGAGGUUUUGAAAUUGAUUUCAACAAUGAUGACAUGGAUAUGACCCAGCUGCUUGGUGAUGGUCCAGAAAAUCAACAAACCUCAGUGAAAUGGUCACGUGUUGAUCCACCCGAAUUAGACCCCGAAACGGAUAAUCUAGUAUUUCAACAAAUCGAUGUGGAAAAUUAUGUUGGCUAUCCGUUGCCAGGUAUGCCAGGUGCCAGACUUGGCCCGGUCCCCGUGAUACGUAUGUAUGGCAUUACAAUGGAGGGAAAUUCCGUCUGCUGCCAUGUCCACGGCUAUUGUCCAUAUUUCUAUUUGGCCGCCCCUAACGGCUUUGAACAAAAAGAUUGUUAUAAAUUCCGUGAAGCCUUGGAUAAGAAGGUUCUGGCCGAUAUGCGCAGCAAUAAAGAUAAUGUUCAGGAAGCGGUGUUGAAAGUGGAAUUGGUCGAACGUUUAAAUAUUUAUGGCUAUCAGGGUGAUAACAAGCAACGUUAUAUUAAAAUUACCCUAUCCAUGCCGAAAUUUGUGGCUGCUGCCUCACGUUUGCUGAAGCGGGAUAUCAUCUAUGGUGACUUUGAUUUCCAGGAUUGUCGUGCCUUUGAGAAUAACAUUGAUUUUGAUAUACGUUUUAUGGUGGACACCGGUGUGGUGGGUUGUAAUUGGAUAGAAUUGCCGGCGGGCACGUGGCGUUUGAGAGGACGUAACUCCAAACCAUUGCCCGAGAGUCGUUGCCAAAUUGAAGUCGAUGUUGCCUUCGAUAAAUUCAUAUCUCACGAACCGGAGGGUGAAUGGUCCAAGGUGGCUCCUUUCCGUAUUUUAUCCUUUGACAUUGAAUGCGCUGGUCGCAAGGGUAUUUUUCCUGAACCCAAAAUGGAUCCGGUUAUACAAAUCGCAAAUAUGGUUAUUCGCCAGGGUGAUCAUGAGCCGUUUAUACGCAAUGUUUUCACAUUGAAUACCUGUGCACCCAUUGUGGGCAGUCAGGUGUUGUGUUUCAAUACGGAAACUGAGCUCUUAGAUAAAUGGUCAAGUUUUGUAAGAGAAGUUGAUCCGGAUAUAUUGACCGGCUAUAAUAUAAACAACUUCGAUAUACCCUAUCUGCUAAAUCGGGCAGCCCAUUUGAAGGUUAGGAAUUUUGAAUAUUUGGGCCGGAUUAAGAACAUACGUUCGGUGAUCAAGGAGCAGGUGUUACAGUCGAAACAAAUGGGACGACGUGAAAAUAAAUAUGUGAACUUCGAGGGACGUGUGCCAUUUGAUUUGCUAUUUGUUUUAUUGCGGGACUAUAAACUGCGUUCGUAUACCUUGAAUGCAGUGUCUUAUCAUUUCCUGCAGGAACAAAAGGAGGAUGUACAUCAUAGCAUUAUUACAGAUUUACAAAAUGGUGAUGAACAAACCCGACGACGUUUGGCCAUGUAUUGUCUGAAAGAUGCCUAUUUGCCUCUGAGGCUGUUGGAUAAACUAAUGUCCAUUGUUAACUAUAUGGAAAUGGCAAGGGUAACGGGUGUGACCUUGGAAUCGCUAUUGACGCGUGGCCAACAAAUUAAAGUCCUAAGUCAGCUUUUGAGGAAGGCAAAAACUAAGGGAUUCAUUAUGCCUUCAUAUUCGUCACAGGGCUCAGAUGAACAGUAUGAAGGAGCUACGGUUAUUGAACCGAAAAGAGGUUAUUAUGCCGAUCCCAUAUCAACACUCGAUUUUGCUUCUCUAUAUCCCAGUAUUAUGAUGGCCCAUAAUUUAUGUUACACCACUCUGCUACAGCCGGGCAUGAAGGAUAAAUUGGGUCUAAAAGAUGAUGACAUUGAGCGGACCCCCUCCAAUAAUACCUUUGUAAAGGCCACGGUUCGAAGGGGUUUGUUGCCAGAAAUUCUCGAGUCGCUGCUGAGUGCCCGUAAGCGGGCGAAAAACGAUCUGAAGGUUGAAACCGAUCCAUUCAAACGCAAAGUGUUGGAUGGUCGUCAACUGGCCUUGAAAAUCUCCGCAAAUUCGGUAUAUGGUUUCACAGGAGCCCAGGUUGGUAAAUUACCUUGUUUAGAAAUAUCCGGUUCGGUCACCUCCUACGGCCGUACCAUGAUUGAGAUGACAAAGAAUGAAGUAGAAACCCACUAUACACGCGCAAAUGGCUACGAAAAUGAUGCCGUCGUCAUUUACGGUGACACCGAUUCGGUGAUGGUAAACUUUGGUGUCAAAUCCCUCGAGAAAGCUAUGGACUUGGGUAGAGAAGCAGCCGAUUUGGUCUCAUCAAAAUUUGUACGACCCAUAAAAUUGGAAUUCGAAAAAGUCUACUACCCCUAUCUGCUGAUCAACAAAAAACGUUAUGCCGGACUAUAUUUUACCCGGACCGAAACUUAUGAUAAAAUGGAUUGUAAGGGUAUUGAAACGGUACGGCGUGACAAUUCGCCUCUAGUGGCAAAUUUAAUGAACACAUGUUUGCAAAAGCUUCUCAUUGAGCGGAAUCCCGAUGGCGCCGUGGAAUAUGCCAAACAAACAAUUGCCGAUUUACUCUGCAAUCGUAUAGAUAUUUCACAAUUGGUUAUAACCAAAGAAUUGGCCAAGACAGAUUAUGCGGCGAAACAGGCUCAUGUCGAAUUGGCAAAUAAAAUGAAAAAACGUGAUCCGGGUACGGCACCCAAGCUGGGGGAUCGUGUACCGUAUGUUAUAUGUGCAGCGGCCAAGAAUACGCCAGCUUAUGCAAAGGCCGAAGAUCCCUUGUAUGUGCUGGAAAAUUGUGUACCCAUUGAUGCGAAUUACUAUUUAGAACAGCAGCUUUCAAAGCCAUUGUUGCGUAUCUUUGAGCCGAUAUUGGGUGAAAAGGCCGAAUCGGUAUUACUAAAGGGAGAACACACACGCACCCGUACUGUGGUCACCUCCAAGGUUGGUGGCUUGGCUGGUUUCAUGACGAAAAAAUCUUCCUGUUUGGGUUGCAAGGCCCUUAUGCCAAAAGGUUAUGAAAACGCCCCCCUCUGUCCACAUUGUGAACCCAAAAUGGGUGAACUCUAUAUGAAAGAGGUGGUGGCCAAGCGACAAAUGGAAGAAACAUUCUCACGCCUUUGGACCGAAUGUCAACGCUGCCAGGGUAGCCUGCACGAAGAAGUAUUAUGUUCGAAUCGUGAUUGUCCCAUAUUUUAUAUGCGGCAAAAAAUACGCAUGGACUUGGAUUCGCAAGAGAAACGUGUUAGACGUUUUGGUUUGCCGGAAUGGUAA